UUUUUGUUCGGCCAUAGUUGAAAAUGGCGAUUGCUAGGAAUUUAAUGUGAACGAAUGUGCUUGCAAUUAGUGCGCGUACAGUGUAUUUUAUUGAAGAAUCGCAACUAUAAUAAAGCUAUCAAUUCAACUGAAAUGCCAACAUGCAGAAUGUUUCGCAAGAACCCUCUACAGAUAAUCCGAAAAUAGAUAAAGUUGUUCUCCACGAACUAGGGAACUCGUCGUCUACUCCCCAAUCGACGACGUCCAAUUCAAGUCCUGCUAAAUCCGAAACGGAAACCUAUUCAGAACAUCGCAGAUAUAUGUCAGAAACAUCAGAAAGUGAAGAAGAUAGCGUAUCCGAGGUGGAGUCAUUUAUGAUUGAUCAGGAGUUCGAGGACGAUCCGCAGGUGGAGGCUGCCAAAUUCCUGCUCAAUCCCGACGAGGAUAGGGCCGUGGAUCCAGAAACGCAGGCCAGGCUCGAGCAGCUGCUCCAAGCGGCCGGUAUCGGUCAAUUGGCGGCGAAAGAUGGCAAACAUCUAGGCGAUCCCGAGGUGCUGCGCAGACUCACGUCCAGCGUUUCUUGCGCAUUAGACGAGGCAGCUGCCGCUCUAACGCGCAUGCGUUCAGACAACCCCAACCGUUCCACCACUUCGGCGUCCGCGUCUGUCGUCGCGACGCCUACAGCCGCAGCUCCGACCCCUCCGCAACCGCAGCUGGCGCAACAGCAGCAGCUGGCGCAGCAACAGCAGCUUGCGCAGCAGCAGCAGCAACCGGCGCCCCCCGAAAAAACAUCGCUGGUGGAGGCUUGUACAGACGGCGACGUAGGCACGGUGAGGAAGCUGCUGACAGAGGGCAGAUCGGUGCACGAGACGAGCGAAGAAGGGGAAAGCCUCUUGUCGCUCGCUUGUAGCGCCGGGUACUUCGAAUUGGCGCAGGUCCUUUUGGCGAUGCACGCCAACGUGGAGGAUCGCGGCAUCAAAGGAGAAUGCACUCCUCUGAUGGAGGCUGCCUCUGCCGGUCACUUGGACAUCGUGAGGCUGCUGGUCGCUCACGGAGCAGACGUCAAUGCUCAAUCGACAUCAGGCAACACCCCGUUGAUGUACGGAUGCGCCGGCGGCCAUACGGACGUCGUGAAAUUCCUUUUGGAAAAUGGCGCCAACGUCGAAGAUCACAACGAGAACGGCCACACGCCGCUCAUGGAGGCGGCCAGCGCCGGUCACGUCGGCCUCGCCAAGAUCCUUUUGUCGCACGGCGCCGGCAUCAACACCCACUCCAACGAAUUCAAGGAGUCGGCGUUGACUUUGGCCUGCUACAAGGGCCACCUCGACAUGGUGCGUUUCCUUUUGGAGGCGGGAGCCGACCAGGAGCACAAGACCGAUGAGAUGCACACUGCCCUUAUGGAAGCGUCCAUGGACGGACACGUCGAGGUGGCUCGUCUCCUACUGGAUUCGGGCGCGCAAGUUAACAUGCCCACCGACAGUUUCGAGUCCCCUCUGACUUUGGCGGCGUGCGGCGGCCAUGUUGAUCUCGCCAUGUUGCUUAUCGAGCGUGGGGCUAACAUCGAAGAGGUCAACGACGAGGGGUACACGCCCUUGAUGGAGGCGGCACGCGAGGGUCACGAAGAGAUGGUGCAUUUGCUGCUCGGCCAAGGUGAGUGGGGCGCCAACAUCAACGCCCAAACGGACGAGACGCAAGAGACGGCCCUCACGCUGGCCUGCUGCGGCGGCUUCACCGAAGUGGCCGAUAUCCUGCUCAAGGGCGGCGCCGAUAUCGAGCUGGGCGCCUCGACGCCCCUCAUGGAGGCUGCCCAAGAGGGCCAUCUCGACCUCGUCAGAUUCCUUUUGGAGAACGGAGCCAACGUGCACGCCCAAACCCAAACGGGAGACACUGCUCUCACCUAUGCCUGUGAGAACGGCCACACCGACGUCGCCGAUCUCCUCCUCCAAUAUGGCGCCGAUCUCGAGCACGAAUCCGAAGGUGGCCGAACGCCCCUCAUGAAGGCCUGUCGGGCCGGUCACAUGUGCACCGUGCAGUUUCUCAUCUCCAAAGGGGCCAACGUGCGACGCCCGACCACUAACAACGACCACACGCCACUGUCUUUGGCGUGCGCGGGCGGCCAUUUGCCCGUGGUGGAACUGUUGCUCAGCCACAACGCCGAUCCCAAUCAUAAGCUCAAGGACAAUUCGACGAUGCUGAUCGAAGCGGCAAAGGGCGGCCACACUAACGUGGUGCAGCUGCUGUUGGACUAUCCGCACUCGAUGCAGCCGACUGCGCUUGCGCAGCAGCAGCAGCAGGCGGCUACGGGGGCGACCAACUUGGCGAUGCUGCCCGGCCAGGUGGGCAGUCGCGAGUCGCCCGUCGGGACGGCCGCAGCGGUGGGGGCGGGCGGGCAAAGCGUCGGGGCGCAGGGAUUCUUUCAGCCUCCUGCCGCUGCCGUCCUUCAAGAAGUGCCCGACGCCGUUCGCAUCGUCCAGCAAGAGGACGCCAACAGUCCCCCUAUCGACGUCGACAAGCAACAGGUGCAAUCGCCCGCCAAUCGCACGGCCGACACGCAAAAAGUAUCGACGGGAAGGAAGUGCGUGCUGCCCAAGAGCCGGUCGGCUGGCACCGUUUUCGACGGCAAUCUCACGUCGGCCGAGGCCCAACAGGUGAGGACGCAGCCUCUCGAUUUCGAGGAGGAGGUGUUCUCUGCCAAUGCCGCGAUGGACUUCCUCAACAAGGACGAGUCGAACAGCACGCUGAUCGGCUUCAUCAAGAACAGGAAGAAGCAGCAGUUCAACAACAACGCCGACGAAGGAUCCACCCAAAAGCAGCAGAUCCUCGAGGAAUUGCACCGGGUGGAGCGUGAGCUUCACGGAAAGACCCAAAGUCACAACCACAUGUUCCAGUAUCCGAUAUCUCAGGAACAAUGCCCAUCCACUCCAAGUAAUACACUGCCUCAUAUGCUGAGCAUCGACAUUGCUAUGCAGCAACAAAAGCAGCAAGGGCUGGCACUCUUUCCCGGCCAAAACCUUCAAGUCCACAAUGCUUUCUACGCAGGCGCCUCCGCUGCAUCUCCCACCGACGUCGCCGCCACCGCCUCCGCGUUCCAAGGUCAGAAACCACCACCUCCGCCGCCCCAAACGCCGUACUACUUCGCUCCGAUGCCUACGUCGGUGGCGGUCAGUUUGGCGGCGGGGGCGGUCUCGCCGCCUGCUGUCGCUGCUGCCAACAUCGGGGCCAAUCAGAGUCCGCCUGUCAAGUUCCAGAGCGUUACUUCACAUGCCGAAGUCAGCCAGAAUACAGCAAUAAGCGACAGACCCAAAGCCAAGCCGGUUUCGAAGAAGGAAGGCAAAAACUUGAGGAAGCAACAACAGCAGCAGCUACAACAGCAACAGGCCAUGUUGCAACAGCCGCAAUCGCCCGCGCAAGCUUUCCAGGCCAACCUCUACAGCCAACAGUCGCCGCAGAUAUUCGGCCAGCUGCAGCUGCAACCUCCGCAACAGCUGCAGCCGCAACAGUUCCAGCAGCAAGACGUCAAGACGAUAACGCAGCAAGAGAUCCUCAAUGUUCAAGGUUUAGACCUGGCAUCUAUCGAUGAAGACACUUUUGUCCUGAAAAACGACAACCACGAAAAUCUUUUGACAGCUUCGAUUCUGCAACAGUUUCAUAGUUCUCCUGCACUCAGGGCUGCUUUUGUUGGAUCACCACAAAAAACAAGGUUAGAACUGUACGAUCACAAUGAGGAUGCUAGCAAAGUAACCAAGCUCGAACUGACCGACAAAGACUUUUCUUCUGUCGAUGAUGUCGUUCAAACUCUCGAAUCGUUCAACACCACCGAGAUUAGCGAGCAAAGUCUGUCUCAACAGAAUUUGCAGGUUCAGCCGUAUCCGAGCGCUCUCGACGAAUCGAUGAUCGCCUCUCUGGCGGCCCAACAAGACCUGCCGACCGCCGCCGCCACCGCCACCGACUUAUCGCGCGUCGAGUACUUCGCCGUCCCUUCGAACGGCGGGCAGGUGCCCGUGCACGCCCUGUAUCCCUACGACUAUCUGGGGGCGGCCGGGUUGCCCAAAGAGCAGCUUUUCCAAGCCGGCUUCCAGGCCGGCUACAGUCUCAUGCAGCAACAGUUGGCUUGUCCUAGCGGCAGCGCCGGCGAAAGUCUCACCACCGCUAGCGUCGUUCCUGCCGCCGUCGGGGCGGUGUCAGGAACGUCCGCCCAACAGUACAUUACGCCCCAGCAGCAGCAGCAACAGGUGGUCUGCCCGCAAGGGCAGACGGCCUGCCCGCACGUUGGGCCUGCUGUCGCCCUUCAACAACCUCACCACUGCCAGAUGCCGUGCGCGCAACAUCAGCCGCCCACCAACCAGGUGCAAGCGGUGGCCACCCAAACGGCCGCCCAGCAGACCGCCCAAGCAUCAGGGGCGGCCGGCGAGGUGGCGAAAAAGUGCGUCGGUGGCGUCGCGGCGCCGAAGAUGAACGGCGGCGCCGUGGCGUCCUCCGCCGCCUCCGCUGACGGCAUCAAGUUCAAGAAGGGACGCGUGCUGAGGCACCAGACGCAGGCGCAGGGGGGCGGGAGUUUUCCGGCCGCGCAGAAUUACCAGAUCGAUCACAAUUCCGCCAUCACCCAGUACAGCACGUCGCAGCAGCAACAGCAGCAGCAGCAAUGCCCGAACGCCGUCGCGACGCCCUGCAUGGACGUCGAUUCGGAGACGGAGAGCAACCACGACACGGCGUUGACGUUGGCUUGCGCGGGGGGGCACGAGGAGUUGGUGGAGUUGUUGAUAAGCCGCGGGGCGGAUAUCGAGCACCGCGACAAGAAGGGGUUCACGCCGUUGAUUUUGGCCGCCACCGCUGGACACGAGAAGGUUGUCGAAAUUUUGCUGAACCACAACGCCGACAUCGAGGCUCAGUCUGAGCGCACCAAGGACACGCCGCUGAGCUUGGCAUGUUCAGGUGGGCGGUACGAGGUCGUCGAACUACUACUCAACAGAAAUGCCAACAAAGAGCACAGGAACGUCUCCGACUACACCCCAUUGAGCUUGGCGGCCUCCGGCGGCUACGUCAACAUCAUCAAACUCCUUUUAAGCCAUGGCGCCGAAAUAAAUUCGCGCACCGGCAGCAAAUUGGGCAUUUCUCCUUUGAUGCUCGCUGCGAUGAACGGUCACACGGCCGCCGUCAAAUUGCUGUUGGACAUGGGCAGCGACAUAAAUGCGCAAAUCGAGACCAAUCGGAAUACGGCGCUGACUUUGGCCUGCUUCCAGGGCAGGCACGAGGUGGUCAGUUUGUUGUUGGAUAGGAAGGCGAAUGUGGAACAUCGGGCGAAGACCGGCCUGACGCCGCUCAUGGAGGCGGCGAGCGGCGGCUACGUGGACGUCGGUCGCGUCCUCUUGGACAAGGGCGCCGACGUGAACGCGACGCCGGUGCCGUCGUCACGUGACACGGCCCUCACCAUCGCCGCCGACAAGGGUCACGUGCGCUUCGUCGAGCUGCUGCUCUGUCGGGGGGCGCAAGUCGAGGUGAAGAACAAGAAGGGCAAUUCGCCCUUGUGGUUGGCCGCCAACGGCGGUCAUCUGCCGGUGGUCGAAUUGUUGUACAACGUGAAUGCCGACAUCGAUUCGCAGGAUAAUCGGAAGGUGUCAUGUCUGAUGGCGGCCUUCCGCAAAGGUCACGUUAAAGUGGUCAAAUGGAUGGUGCACCACGUGACCCAAUUCCCCAGCGAUCAGGAAAUGAUGCGCUACAUAGCGACAGUCAGCGACAAAGAGCUAUUGGAAAAAUGCCACGAAUGUGUCAAGGUCAUAAGGGCGGCAAAGGAAACCCAAGCCGCAAAGGCCAACAAGAACGCCUCCAUUCUAUUGGAGGAGCUGGAAUCGGAGAAGACUCGCGAGGAAUCGAAGCGACUGGCGGCGGCCAGAAGGCGGGAGCGCAAAAAGAAGAAGAAACUGGAGAAGAAGGAGGAGAGAAGGAAACUGUUGGAGGAGAACAAGAAGAACGAGAAUUACGACGAGAAGUCCGAUAAGCAGCAGCAGAGCUUAGAUGAGGAGAAGGCGGACGAAGAAGAAAACGUUCCCGAAGUCCACCAUCACCACCAUCCGGCCGCCCUCCGACACGGCGACACCUCCACCUCCUCCUCCACCACCUCCUCCACCUCCACCAACCACCACCAGGACAAGGAGGAGGGCGAUUCGGGCAUCGACGCCAACAGCCAGGGCAGCUGCUCGAGCGCCGACCUCAAGUCCAAGGAGAAGCGGGCGGGCAAGAAGAAGAAGAAGGGCGGCGGUACGUUGGGCGGCCAAGCGAAGGGCAGCGCAGCGAAAGGGAUGGAAGAGAAGGCAGGGGCGGACGAGCAGGAUAAGGAGGGGAAAGGUGUCGGUGGAGAUGGGAAAGGGAAAGGAAGCGGGAGUGCGAGGAAGGGGCUGUUGUUCGCUCAGACUAAGUCUCCCGCCGAACGUGACGAUUUCGAAGCGACAGGCAGCGAGGUUUACGUGUCCACCAAAAAAUCGAACAAAAGUUUCGAGGACAUCGCCCCGCCUACUAUGUUGCCCACCAAAAGUUCCACCAGCCCGAAGCAGUCCACCAAGCGCGAGGAAGGAUGGAAAGAGGUGGUGAGAAAGUCGUCGGUGCAAGCAGUCACGGCGACCGAAUCGGGCGUCAAAAAGGUGUCGGUACCUUUGAACGCCAUCUCGCGCGUGAUCGGCCGCGGCGGCAGCAACAUAAACGCCAUCAGAGGCGCCACCGGCGCUCACAUCGAGGUGGAGAAGCAGAGCAAAGGUCAAGGGGAAAGGAUAAUCACCAUCAAGGGAUCUGCAGAAGCCACCAAACAAGCACACACUCUUAUUGCAACUUUGAUCAGAGAUCCUGAAGUAGAUAUCCUAUCUAUGUUACCUAAAGCCACCAAGGUCAUAAGCAGCACAACCACCUUGUGGGAUAAAACACAGAUUGGGACGAAGAAAAACGCCGGAAAAAUCGCCCCCACCCCACCCAACGCCGGUCCGCCCUCCAUCAACCCCCACCCCAAAACGACACCAACCGCCGCCUCCACCCCUGCCGUCCCCGGCAGAUUCUCGACGACGCCCGCCCUCGCCGCCUCCGCUGCCAAAGCGCGAGGCGGAGGCGGUGGCAACACCGCCAACGCGUUGCCGGGCGGUCGGGUGACCGCCCCCAGGCUGGCGGCGCAGGCGGAGAAGAACGCGGCGAUCGGGACGCAGGGUAGAACGCCCGCCCAAAGUCAGCAGGGCGGCAGGACGGGGCAGCUUAAGGCGACGGCAGCUUCUGCUUCGACCGGUCUGCUAUCCAAGACCAAUCAAACUUUCGCCGCCAAACUCACGGAGACCGCCUCCAACCAACAACAACUCUACAUCAACACCACCACCACCUCCAACAACAACCACAACGUUAGCGCUCAAUCUUCGGCCAACAAACCGCCCAGAACUUCUCUGGCACCGCCCCAGCCGCCCCAAUCAGCGUCGGGCGGCGGUGGUAAUGGGCCGGUGUCGCCGCAAACGCAACCACAAAUCGCCGCCCCUGUAGCCGCCCCCGUUAACAAUAACAACGGGCAGUCGUCGCCCAACAGGAACAACAAUGUUAGACCGGGGCCGACCGCUUCGGCGCCGCCCAACAUGCAGCAUUUCCAGAGUCCCGGCAAGGCAUCGAACAUGUUCGGAUCGACGAUCCUAGCCGCCCCCGGAAAUUCCAUCCCACCUGCCGUCGAACCGCCGGUGCACACCCUCAGAAGUUCCACCCCCAAUUUGCUGCAGACCGCCAACAGGACCGAUCUGCCCUGCGUUUUGCUCGAAGAGAGUUCGAAUUCCAUCUCGACCCCAUCCGAAUACUCGCUCUUCUACACGGGCGACCACUGGAACCGCGGUCGAGAACACCAUCAGGAAUCUCAGAAGCCCGUCAACUUUGCCGCCGCCACCGUAGGCGGCAGCGGCACCAACAGCGUCGUCGGCGGCGUCGUCUGCUCCAAUACGCAGGCGUCGGUGGGAGGCGGCGGACAGCACGGCAAAUUCAUCGAGCAGGAGCCGCCUCCGAUGCCCGUCGACGCGGCGAAGGCCCCCGGGUACAGGGGCGGGGCAGUGUGUUCGCCGGUUUCCUCGUCGAAAGCGAGCAGCAACAGCACCACGCCGCCGAAUAUUUCGGCCAACAGUUCGUUUCAAGGCUACCAAGAGCAACCGAAGACCCAAAACGCCCUGCCGCCGAUCGGCAGCAACGUGGUGCACAAUCGGCCGACCGUCGUCUCGCAGACCGCCCAGCCGGACUAUUUCGGCGAUCUGUUCAAGGCCGGCGCCGGCAACAUUCCCGCAAUGCUCAAUCUGUCCAACGACGGCCAUCUGAUGCAGUCCAACUACAACGCCAUUCAGAAUCUGAGCUUUUCUCAACCACAGCCUGUUGUACAGCAGCAACAGAGCGCCACCAUGUCCCGUUUGAAUCCGAAAGCGCCGGAAUACUCCAGCUACAACAUGCAGAGCAAACCGUCGCCGCACACUUACAAUGGCUAUCAAAUGAACAGCCCGAGCAACAUGUACAUGUCGAAGCAGCAGCAACAACAUCAACAGCAGCAGCAGCAAAGUGGCAUGGAAAAUUUCCACAGAUCGAACUUGGGCUCCCACCAAACCCGCCAAUGGCUGCAAAUGCAACCGCCCUUCACUCAAUCCGACCACCUGAUGAGCGGCAUCGCCGGCAUGACGUUGCACAGCAUCGCCAAAUUCACCGCCUCCUCGGCGGCAGGCGUCGAGACGCUCGAUAACGGCGCCGACGCCUCGAUGGGCGUAUACGGCAUGGAGGUGGACGGGCGCAAACCGCCUCAGCCGAUCGGCACGGGCAGGAAGGCGGUGGGGGCGGCGGGGGCGUUUGGCGGGUCGAUGGAGGGGUGGCGCAUGAUGGCGGCCAACAGCGACAAGAUGGCGGCGGAGAAGUGGUCGUUGGGCAACGGGGCGACGGUGGCGGGGGAGUAUUCGGUGCGGAACGCGCAGAUGUACGGGGAUGAUAUGCCGCCGAUGGAUUAUUCCCGCCCCAUACCGAAUUUGGAUACCUCGCAUACAUACAUGAACGGACCUCCCUAUUACAACCAACCGCCGUUGAAUGCGGUCCAGCAUGACUUCAUGCAGGACAUGCAAAAGUUGGACCUGUCAUCUUGGAAUAACGCGCCCAGGCCCAUUCCCGAACUACCAGACAAACAGCAUGGGUGGACCAACAAAUGGAACCAGUAACAACAAACGUCAACACGUGAACUAUAAGCGUAUUUUAAAUUAAGUCCAAAAAAUCGUGCGAAAUUUAGCUUCUCUUUGUGAUUUUUGGAAUACAAGUUUUUGCAGUAGCUCCUAGUUCUAGUUUUCUUUUAUUUUAUUUUUCUUUUUUUGUUAUACGGUACAAAAUAUCCGAUCGUGUCGGCCCUUUAUACAGGUCAAGUAACCGGCAGUCGUUUAUGUAGCCACCGUCGCAUUUGGUGUAUAUAUAAAAAAAAUCAUUAUUCAAACCCGUUCGAUGUAGUUACUUGCAUGUCGAUUUUAUUUUAACGAACCGCUUAUAGUUUGGCAAGUAAUUUGUAGCAGGAUGGAAAAUAAAUAAGAGUUACUGAGUUUGGGCUCCUGAAGUCGCUGUGAGCGACUUCGGGACCGGGAUUUAUAAAGGUUUAAUCGUAAAAAAUUAUACUAAAACAUGUAAAAUGUAGUAGUUGCGCAUGAAAAAAGGUUAUGAGGGAUUGGCGAUUAAGGGACAAGUUCUUACUUGUGAUUCUUUGUUCUCUAAUCGAAUAUUAUAUUUUCUUUCCUACUCGGUCGAGUGUGGUGUUUGUGUGUUUGCCACCCAUGAAAUGUUGCGUCUGGCACACAACACAAGCACUGUGUGCUCUGUCUCCGCUAAUUGGUAGGAUUAUUAUUAUACGGAAUAUUAUGUAAUAUUUGCUUGUACAUGAAGACUUAAAUAUAUCUUUAUGCACUG
Molecule: messenger RNA, 9897 nt
Organism: Phaedon cochleariae (mustard beetle)
Lineage: Eukaryota; Metazoa; Arthropoda; Insecta; Coleoptera; Chrysomelidae
Source: the annotation of a GenBank genome assembly